Messenger RNA from Prorocentrum cordatum, 1326 nucleotides. NCBI's taxonomy places the organism in Eukaryota, Dinophyceae, Prorocentrales, Prorocentraceae. The record is from the annotation of a GenBank genome assembly.
GUAUCCAAGACAGCUGCGCUGCAGCAGUACAGGCAGAGCCAGGAACGCCUCGAGACCAUGAUCAAGAGCAACAACACAAUCGACGACGUCGGGGCCCACGAGGAGAUGAUGAAACUGUUCACGUCCGAGGGCCUGAAAGCCAUCCUCGGAAUGAAGGGGAUCACGCCAGGAGAUCUGUCGCCGCCCCAGAACGCCUUCAACGACAACGAGUUCGUCGCCGUGCCUGGGUCGCAGAUGGCCAUCGACCUCGCCGAGAAGGACCCGAAGGUGCUCAAGAUGCAGGCCGAGGAGCAGAUGUGGGAGCACGUCAAGUCGCUCGGCUUCGUCUUCAAGACGAACGCGAAGGGCGGGAAUGCCAUCGCCUCGCGCUGGCAACGAGUGGUGGACAAGGAGGGCAGCAAGGAGAACGUGGAGUACAAGGCGCUGAAGGGCAACAGCAUCGAGCAAGAGGCCUACAGGGCCUCCUGGGCGAGGGAGAAGUACCAGGAGUUCGUCAAGAGACGCGAGAAGGUCACGACCUUCUCGCGAACCGAGUACAAGAAUGGCCAGUACCUGGCCAUCGGGCGCGUCGCCCAUCUCGAGGGCGGAGGGCGUCUUGGCUGGUUGCAGGCGAUUAAGAUCUUCUGCAAGACGAUGGCGAUGGGGCCGCCGUGGAUCGCCUACGAUGAGCUCAGCGAGUCCCUGAGGACUCUCUACAUCAUCCGCGGCACGAAGGAGGCUUUCACGGAGGCCUGGACGAAGCAUGAGGUCUGGAGCAACGAGCCCGAGCUGACAGGUGAGGAGAGCCAGAAGCGCACGGCGGGCGCAGCCGCGAUGCCCGAGCUCGAGGCCAAGAGGAGGAAGACUGAGCAGGAGGAGGCCGCUGCUGCUGAGGAUGCCACGCUGAAGUACCCCACGGAGGACGACGAGACGAUCGCGCCCAAGGCGGCUGAGGAGGCAUCCACCGCGAAGGAGGCAGCGGCGGCCGCGAAGAAAGCCAAGAAAGUGGUGACCAAGUAUACGUUGUCAAUGUCGAAUGCGCACACCAUCAAGGCGUCCAUCGUGGAGGGCGACCAGCAGUGGGCGUGGGCAAAGGACGACACUGACGCAGCGGCUCUGCUGAAGGCCAUGGACACGAUGAAGGAGAAGCUCUCGCAGGACCAUCAGUUGAGCUCAGCGCUGACUCGCGACCUCCCCAUGGUGCGCAGGAUGAUCAAAGACGAGUUGGUCUUCGCGAAGACCCUGGAGUCGGUGGAGAGCCUCGAGCCGCUCAUCGAGACGAUCUCGCAGCACGUUCGGAGCCUCCUGCAGGUGCACGAGACCAAGAACAAGAAGAUCUCAUCCUGA